Panicum virgatum (switchgrass) is the source of this 950-nucleotide messenger RNA. RefSeq lists its product as uncharacterized. NCBI's taxonomy places the organism in Eukaryota, Viridiplantae, Streptophyta, Magnoliopsida, Poales, Poaceae. The coding region runs from base 56 to 769 and encodes 237 amino acids. The transcript has 3 exons. The record is from RefSeq and is a predicted model, not a curated record.
CCUUCCCAUGGAAUAAAUCACCAGUACAGAAUGCGCCCCUCCUCUCACCCCUUCCAUGGAUCCUCGUCGCCUCGUCAUGGACAUUUAUCCGGUCACGAAAUCCCCCCAGGCCAUCGACGAGAUUGCGAGGGGCACCAAGCCGAGCGAGUUUCCUGAUGGGGCGGUUGCACUAGUUGGGGCUGGAACUACCAAGAAGUCAAUGGAUGCAUCGACGACAGCUCAAGAAGAAAGUGGGAGCUUGCAGAGCGCAGGCGUCGGAGCUCAUGUGCCAGAGCCGGCAAACCUCACUGGAUCUUCGUCGCAUCGUCGUCGCGGACCAGGGGCUAGGAAUGGACCUGACUACAGGGAUGCCCAUCAGAGGAAAGUGCUAUCACUAGAGCUCUACGGCGCGCAGCAACCGCCCCACCGGGGGCUCCGAUCUUCUUCCCCCAUGAGGGUACAACAUUCAACAGCCGUGAAGAAGCGAGGGAUUUCUACAACUUGUAUUCAUGGGAAAAGGGAUUCGGAGUUCGAUUUGGUCGAGGGCGCAAGAAUGCUAGCAAAUAUCAAACAAAACUGGAUAUUGUCUGCUCAUGCGAGGGUACCAGCAAGAACAGCAACUCUUCCAUCCGAACAGAUUGUGCCGCCAAGAUUAGAUAAGCAGUGUCAACGACACCCACAAUCACAGGCUUACGGAGGCAUACAGCGAGAACAAGCAAUGGAAGUCCCAUGGUUACAUAGAUCCAUCGACAAAGGAUCUCAUCAAGAAGCUAAGGGAGAACAACAUUAGUGUAGGCGGAAUAUGCAAUAUACUGGGAGUCUCUGAUGGUGGAUCCAGGGCAAGGAUGAGAAAGGAGUCCGUGAGGUCAAUUUGUGCGAAGCUGGCACAAGAAAACAUGCGAGAUGACAUUGGCAAGACAUUGAGACUGCUAGAUAAGAUGAAGGAGACUGACCCAGGACUGGAAGUAAGA